Messenger RNA from Siniperca chuatsi (mandarin fish), 410 nucleotides. Its product is annotated as molybdopterin synthase catalytic subunit-like. Gene Ontology annotation, biological process: Mo-molybdopterin cofactor biosynthetic process. Bases 1 to 357 code for a protein of 118 amino acids. Gene Ontology annotation, cellular component: cytosol. NCBI's taxonomy places the organism in Eukaryota, Metazoa, Chordata, Actinopteri, Centrarchiformes, Sinipercidae. The transcript has 3 exons. The record is from RefSeq and is a predicted model, not a curated record.
AUGUGUAAAUACUCUGUUAACAACGCGGAGAAGUGCCGCUGCAGUUCAGAAGGACGCGGCGAUGAGCGCCGGGAGAACGGAGAAGAGGGCGGUGAAGGUCAAACUCACCUGAGAACUUUGUCCCUCAGGUGGGUGGAGGUGGGCCAGGCCAGCGUUGCCAUGGCGAUCUCGUCUCCUCAUCGCCAUGACGGCCAGCAGGCGAUUCAGCACUGCAUCCACCAGCUGAAGGCCAACAUCCCCAUCUGGAAGAAGGAAGUUUACGACACGCAGGACUCGAGCUGGAAGGAGAAUGCUGAGUGUUCGUGGGCCGCUCGCAACAAACUUCAUGGCGUCACGUCGUCCACAGAGAACGUCUGAACGUGUUCGCCGUAAACUGCAGAUUAUUAAUAAAACACUGGCUUUAUUCCGUC